AGCACAUACUCGAAAAUUGGAAAUUUCUUCGACAUUACCCAUACCUGCGACAUCCAAGCCUGAUAUGAGGUUCCACAAAAUUGCUGUCAUUCCGGGCGAUGGGAUCGGCAUAGAGGUAACGGCUGCGGCGAUGAAAGCUAUCACUGCGGUUCAAAAGCGCCUGGGUGGAUUUGCGAUCGACGCCGUCGAACUGGAUUACAGUAGCGCCCGAUACAAGUCUACUGGCUCAUACGCUCCGCCCGGCUGGCUCGAAGACCUUCGACAAUACUCUGCCAUCAUGUUCGGGGCGGUUGGAGACCCGGACGUUCCGGACCACAUCUCGCUCUGGGAGCUCAUCCUUCCCAUGCGUCAAAAGUUCCAGCAGUUCGUCAACGUUCGUCCCUGUACGAUCUACGAAGGCAUGCAAGCACCCACUUUGAAAGCUCAGAGCGGGGAGGAUCUGGAUUGGGUUAUCUUGAGGGAAAACACUGAGGGCGAGUAUGCGGGACAAGGUGGGAGGACCCAUGUUGGGACACCCAUGGAGGUCGCUACCGAGGUCGCCAUCUUCACGAGGAUGGGUAUCGAGCGCUUCAUGAGGUUUGCUUUCGCAACUGCGGCGAAGAGGCCAAAGAAGCUCUUGACCAUCGUGACCAAGAGCAAUGCGCAGCGAUACGGACUUACCCUAUGGGACGAGGUCGCGGAGAUCGUUUCGGCGGACUACCCCGAAGUAAAGUGGGACAAGAUGCUCGUGGACGCAAUGACCGUUCGGAUGAUCGCCAAGCCCAGAACGCUCGACACGAUCGUCACGACCAAUUUGCAGGGAGACAUUCUGUCCGACCUCGCCGCAGGCCUGUGUGGAUCAAUCGGAAUCGCUCCCUCUUCCUCGCUGGACCCGACCCGAACAUGUCCCUCCCUAUUCGAACCCGUUCAUGGUGCUGCCUUCGAUAUUAUGGGUAAGAACCUGGCGAAUCCGGUGGCCGCGAUGCUCUCGGCGGUUGAGAUGCUUAAGUGGUUGGGAGAGCAAGAAGCCGCCUUCACGCUGGAACGGGCGGUCCGCAAAAGCUUGAAAGAAGGGCAGACGACGGGAGAUUUGGGAGGGAAGCUGAGCACAUCCGAGGUCGCCGAGCAAAUCUGUAGCUAUAUCGAGCAGGAAUGAAGACUCGACAAGAAACGUCGAGACAGAUGAGCAGAGAUAUGACCCGAGACGAUUCGUCAUCAAUCCUCCGACCGUUACGAG
Filobasidium floriforme is the source of this 1216-nucleotide messenger RNA. RefSeq lists its product as uncharacterized. The record is from RefSeq and is a predicted model, not a curated record. The transcript has 6 exons. Bases 65 to 1135 code for a protein of 356 amino acids. Lineage: Eukaryota; Fungi; Basidiomycota; Tremellomycetes; Filobasidiales; Filobasidiaceae.